Messenger RNA from Mya arenaria, 2029 nucleotides. Its product is annotated as organic cation transporter protein-like. Bases 39 to 1679 code for a protein of 546 amino acids. Gene Ontology annotation, molecular function: transmembrane transporter activity. Gene Ontology annotation, biological process: transmembrane transport. The record is from RefSeq and is a predicted model, not a curated record. Lineage: Eukaryota; Metazoa; Mollusca; Bivalvia; Myida; Myidae. The transcript is spliced from 8 exons. Gene Ontology annotation, cellular component: membrane.
GUUAACAGUGAGUAAAUGUUUUUCUAAAUAAUUGCAUUAUGAUUAACGAACACUCUUCUGAGGUAAACGCACAGGUGUUAGACGAUAAUGUAAACCAGGCAAAACAUGUUGAUGCUGCCAAUGAAUUGAGCGGCAAUAGAAAGGAUACCAAGAGUGACGUAGUUGAAACACCGGAACAAAUUGUCGAAGUUUUAGGAGGAUGUGGUCGCUUUCAGAUCCGGGUAUCAGUGCUGGUUCACUUGAUCAAGACGUUCAUGUGCUUCAGUCAGAUAAGCAUGAUCCUCAUCUCGUCCACACCGCCCUGGGCAUGCGCCGAUUCUCAGACAGAUGCGCCUUCAAACGCUACCAGCUGUUCAGAUGACGAAGAACGUAAUUCCACCUACUGCCCAUCAAGAAAUUGUCUCACGUAUAAUGGAACACGUUGCAAUCAGUUCUAUUUCGAAGGACGAUCAAGAACACUCGUUACAGAGUACCACCUGAUGUGUAAUGGCCAAGACUUCAUUCCAAGUACUAUUAUGACUAUACAGGUAUUUGGAACUUUGAUCGCAAACCCGAUCGCUGGCCAGAUAUCUGAUAUCGUGGGACGGAAGCCUCCCUUCUUUUUGUCCAUCGUUAUUUGCAUAUUUGGCAACUUACUCGGUUUCUUCUCAACACGCUGGAUCAUGUUCGCUGCUGCAAGAUUCCUGAUUGGAGUCGGGUGUGGAUUCUUCUUCAGUACCCAGUUUUGUCUCCUCUGUGAGUUCUCCCUGGCAGAAUGGCGGGCUUGGAUUAUUGGAUUCCCCUCGUGGCCGGUUCAAGCUAGUCUGUUUGCGCUGGUCGCCUGGUUGAUCCAGGAUUGGCGAUAUAUACAGCUGUUCACCUGUCUCUUUGGACUGCCCUUCCUGUUGACGUUCUUCUUCAUUCCGGAGAGUUUCCGUUGGUACCUUUCACACGACAAAACAGAGAAAGCAGCACAUGUGAUUUCAAAAAUAGCUAAACAGAACAAAAAAGAAGUUCCAAAGCUUGAUCACUUGUCUAAGGACACCGAAGCUGACAGGAAAUACACCGUCCUGGACCUCUUCAAAUCGUAUGAACUGACCAAGAGAACGCUGCUUCUCUCUACUAACUGGUGUGCCAACGGUCUAGCCUACUAUGGGAUCAGCUUCGGUAUCCAGUCUCUUUCCGGCAACAUCUACCUGAACAUGUUUCUCUUCAAUAUUGUCGGUGUUCCUGCUAAAACAGCGUCCAUGGUCAUGACAAACUAUUUUGGGAGACGGAGCACGUCUGCUAUAUGUUACACUAUUGUUCUGGCUGGCUGUCUAGUUGUUGGGGUAGUCCAACUAACAGUUGCGAAACACUGGUUGGAAAUUCCAAAUUCAGCUACAGUAGUAAAUACCGCCGCAAUAAUAUCAAGUAUGGCCAUAGUAACGGCUUAUGGGCCAGUCCAAACGCACACCAUCGAAUUGUUUCCAACUGUUAUCAGAAAUACUGCCUUUGGAUGCCUCAGUGUUGUCCUGAGGGUUGGGGCAAUGCUUGGACCGCAGUUUGUUUACCUGAACAAGUACGUACCAGGACUGCUAUACUUCGUGUGUGCUGGUGUCGCAUUGAUAUGUAACAUUGCCUUGGUGUUUCUGCCUGAGACGAAGGGUGGUGCACUUACAGACAAAAUGGGUGCGAAACAAAGCCGGGCAAAUCCUUAAGCAAAAAUAGCGAUAUUCCUUAUUCUUUGUAAUGUUAGCCUGAGAAAAACGUUUUUAAUACACAUUGAAAAUAGCCAGUUAUAUAUAUCGUUGGUUAAAUGCGAGAAUAGGGUGUUAGCGGGGCUGGCCGAUUUCAAAUGUUGAUUUUUACUUGUGGCCAAACUCAUCAAUAUCAAUACAUGAUUUUAUGUUGCUUAACAGCUAUUUCUUGUGCAUAAACAUUCAAGUACGAUUUAACUAGAAGUGGGGCCUUACACGAGAAGGUACCAAAACAAAUAGAAGGUUUUGGUAGUUCUGGCAUUAACGCCACGAUUAUAAGAUUCUAACAACAGAAGUACCAAUCACUAUGG